AGCCAUUUUGGCUCAAGCCACUUCGAACGAAGCGCCUUGGCACCGCCCGCCUCACACUGCUGCAGCGCGUCGCUGCAGCCGCGGCAAGCACCUGCGCAGCCAUGCGCAGCUCGCUGGUCCUCGCGAUCCUCGCCGCCGGCGCGGCGGCGGGCGAGGCUGCGGCGGCCCAGGCCAACCCCGUCCGCAAGGUCGUCCAGAUGCUCCAGGCCAUGCAGAAGAAGGUGACCCAAGAGGGGGAGCGCGAAUCCGAGCUGUUCGAAAAGUUUAGCUGUUAUUGCAAGACGGGAUCCGGCGACCUCUCCAAGAGCAUCGGCGACGCGGAGACGAAGCUCCCCCAGCUCGCCAGCGAACUGAAAGAUUCCGAGGCAACGCUCGCUGAGACGAAGGAGGGUCUGAAGCAAGACCAGGAGGACCGCUCUGCCGCCAAGGCUGCGAUCGCGGAGGCGUCUGGGAUCCGAGAGAGAGAGAACGCCGCAUACGUCGCCGCGAAGGAUGAGUUCGUCGCCAACAUCAACGCGAUCGUGAAGGCCACCGUGGCGCUGGAGAAGGGGAUGGCGGGCUCCUUCCUGCAGACCCAGUCGGCCAGCGUCCUGAAGAGGCUCCUGCGCGCACCAGCAACCCGGGACAUGCUCGAGGAAGACAGGCAGACGCUGUUGUCCUUCUUGUCGGGCAGUCCGUUCUCCCAGGGCUACGCCCCGCAGAUCGGACAGAUCGUAGGCUUGCUCAAGCAACUCGGUGACAGUAUGGCCACCAGCCUUGCCGAGACCAUGAGUGCGGAGGAGAAGGCCGUCUUCACGUACGGCGAGUUGAUGAAAGCCAAGACGGCAGAGGUGAACUCGUUGACGGAGGCAAUCGAGGCCAAGACCGUCAAGAUCGGCGACCUCGGCGUUGCCAUUGUUCAGAUCAAGGACGAUAUCGGCGACACCUCAGACAGCCUCGCCGAAAACAAAGAUUUCCUCAAGGAGCUGGAGAGAGGAUGCGACACCAAAGCCGCAGAGUGGGAGGAGCGCAAGAAGACCCGGUCGGCGGAGCUCCUGGCCCUGGCGGAGACGAUCAAAAUUUUGAACGAUGACGACGCUCUGGAGCUAUUCAAGAAAACAUUGCCCGCGCCCGGUGUUGGCCUUGUGCAGGUGGACGUGACCCAGGCCACCAUGCGCAAACAGGCGUUGGCAGCAGUGCAGUCAGCUCGCCGCUCCGACCAGCAGGGCCACACGAAGUUGGACCUCAUCAUGUUGUCGUUAUCUGGCCGCAAGGUGUCCUUUGCAAAGGUUGUUUCGAUGAUCGAAAACAUGGUGGCCAUGCUGAAGCAAGAGCAGCUGGAUGACGAGCACAAGAAGGAGUACUGCGAACUCCAGUUUGACGGGUCUGACGACAAGAAGAAGUCUCUCGAGUUCAAUUUGGAAACGGCUUCGAAUUCCAUUGACAAGACGGAGAACGGGAUCGCGCAGGCCACGGAGGACAUUGCGACCCUCACUGCUGCGAUCAAAGCACUUGAUGAGUCUGUCGCGGAGGCUACAGCCCAGCGCAAGAGCGAGAAUGAGGAGUUCAAGGCACUGGUCGCUUCAGACUCUGCCGCCAAGGAGCUGCUGGAGAUAGCGAAGAACCGCCUGAAUCAGUACUACAACCCUUCGCUCUACAAUCCCCCAACCAAGACGGAGCUGUCGGCCGAGAGCAGGAUCGUAGUGAGCAUGGGCAACCCGGACGAUAUCGUCACCACCACGCAGCCUGGCGGCAUUGCCAACACCGGUGUCACCGUCUUCGCGCAAGUUUCCUCGCACCGCCAGGGUGCGGGCGUCGCACCUGCCCCGCCGCCAGCGACUUGGGACGCUUAUGCUAGCAAGGGCGGAGAGAGCACAGGUGUGAUAGCGAUGAUAGACCUGCUCAUCAAAGACCUCGACACCGAGCUGACCGAGGCCGAGACUGAUGAGAGGGAGUCGCAGAAGGACUACGAGAGCAUGAUGGCCCAGUCCGCGAAGAAGCGCGCCGAAGAUUCCAAGGCGCUGUCGGACAAGGAGAAGCUGAAAGCGGACCUGGAGGUGGACCUCGCCGAACUUCGGCGCACCAAGCUUGCGACUUUCAAGGAGCUCCAGGCGACGGUGAAGUACAUCGCGUCUCUUCACGCUGAGUGCGACUGGCUCCUGCAGUUCUACGAGACGCGCAAAGAGGCACGCAGUGGCGAGAUCGCGUCCCUGACGGACGCGAAGGCCGUGCUGAGUGGGGCGAGCUACUCGUUCGUGGAGCGGGGUGCCCACCGUGGCUCCCUCCGCAGAGCAUGAGCCAGCGCCCCCCCCGUCCUGCGAGGGAGACGCGCUCCUCGGGGCGUGCCGCGGCCCUCGCGGAGCCGAAGCGGAGCGGGGCACUUGCUGCGCGCGUGGCUCGACAAA
Molecule: messenger RNA, 2384 nt
Organism: Prorocentrum cordatum
Lineage: Eukaryota; Dinophyceae; Prorocentrales; Prorocentraceae
Source: the annotation of a GenBank genome assembly